AUGGCAGAAAGAAAAGUUCUAGUUAAAUAUUAUCCACCUGAUUUCGAUCCUAAGUUACUACCAAACAAUCAUCGUCCAAAGGGUAAAUAGGAUAAUGUCAGAAAUAUGCUUCCCAUGACUGUCAAAUGCAACCAUUGUGGGAAUUAUCUCUACAUUGGAACUAAAUUCAAUAUGAGAAAGGAGACAGUAUGGACAGAAAACUAUCUAGGUAUUCUGAUUCAUCGAUUCUACUUUAAAUGCACCUAUUGCUAUGCUGAAAUAACUUUUAAAACUGAUCCUCGAAAUCAUGAUUACAUAGUUGAAGGAGGAGGAACCAGAAACUAUGAUCCCUACAGAGAUGCCAAGGCAGCCGAAGAAGUACUAAAAUAAAUGAGAGCCAAUGAAGAACAAGGCGAUUCCAUGAAAUUCUUAGAGAAUAAAACCCAUGAUUCAAAAAAAGAAAUGGACAUCAUGGAUGCCAUUGAUGACACUCACCAACUCAAUAGAAGAUAAACCUAAUUUACUCCUGACAUGUUGCUUAAAUAACUGUUUUAUGAUUUAGAUGCCCUGGAAUUAUAAGAGGAAUGGGAAAAAUCAAAAGAAUAUAAAGAAUAAUUUAAAGUUAAGAGAUUAUCCGAUGUCAAUGAAAACGAAGAUAAAACUAUGCAUAGUGUUACUCAGCAUUUAAAGUAAGUUGUUGUUCAAUCGUAACCAAAAUAAGUGCCAUAAGUAGUGAAACUAAAGUAUAUCAAAAAGUUGAUCUGCUGUGAGAAAGAAGGAGAGAAGGUUGCCAUACUCAAAGAAGAAGAUAACGAAAAUAUUACUGUUAAGUAGGAGAACUUAAACAAAACUAAUCAGACCUUGUCAUUAGUGGAUGAUGAUUAUUCAGACUGAUCAUUUUAUAUUUUAAGUAUUUACCAAUUAACUGGAUGGUUAUAAUAACUAAUA
Messenger RNA from Paramecium tetraurelia, 927 nucleotides. RefSeq lists its product as uncharacterized. Gene Ontology annotation, cellular component: U2-type catalytic step 1 spliceosome. Gene Ontology annotation, biological process: mRNA splicing, via spliceosome. The record is from RefSeq and is a predicted model, not a curated record. NCBI's taxonomy places the organism in Eukaryota, Ciliophora, Oligohymenophorea, Peniculida, Parameciidae. The transcript has 3 exons.